AUGUCAUCAUCAUCAUCAUCAUCAUCAUCAUCAUCAUCAUCAUCAUCAUCAUCAUCAUCAUCAUCAUCAUCAUCAUCAUCAUCAUCAUCAUCAUCAUCAUCAUCAUCAUCAUCAUCAUCAUCAUCAUCAUCAUCAUCAUCAUCAUCAUCAUCAUCAUCAUCAUCAUCAUCAUCAUCAUCAUCAUCAUCAUCAUCAUCAUCAUCAUCAUCAUCAUCAUCAUCAUCAUCAUCAUCAUCAUCAUCAUCAUCAUCAUCAUCAUCAUCAUCAUCAUCAUCAUCAUCAUCAUCAUCAUCAUCAUCAUCAUCAUCAUCAUCAUCAUCAUCAUCAUCAUCAUCAUCAUCAUCAUCAUCAUCAUCAUCAUCAUCAUCAUCAUCAUCAUCAUCAUCAUCAUCAUCAUCAUCAUCAUCAUCAUCAUCAUCAUCAUCAUCAUCAUCAUCAUCAUCAUCAUCAUCAUCAUCAUCAUCAUCAUCAUCAUCAUCAUCAUCAUCAUCAUCAUCAUCAUCAUCAUCAUCAUCAUCAUCAUCAUCAUCAUCAUCAUCAUCAUCAUCAUCAUCAUCAUCAUCAUCAUCAUCAUCAUCAUCAUCAUCAUCAUCAUCAUCAUCAUCAUCAUCAUCAUCAUCAUCAUCAUCAUCAUCAUCAUCAUCAUCAUCAUCAUCAUCAUCAUCAUCAUCAUCAUCAUCAUCAUCAUCAUCAUCAUCAUCAUCAUCAUCAUCAUCAUCAUCAUCAUCAUCAUCAUCAUCAUCAUCAUCAUCAUCAUCAUCAUCAUCAUCAUCAUCAUCAUCAUCAUCAUCAUCAUCAUCAUCAUCAUCAUCAUCAUCAUCAUCAUCAUCAUCAUCAUCAUCAUCAUCAUCAUCAUCAUCAUCAUCAUCAUCAUCAUCAUCAUCAUCAUCAUCAUCAUCAUCAUCAUCAUCAUCAUCAUCAUCAUCAUCAUCAUCAUCAUCAUCAUCAUCAUCAUCAUCAUCAUCAUCAUCAUCAUCAUCAUCAUCAUCAUCAUCAUCAUCAUCAUCAUCAUCAUCAUCAUCAUCAUCAUCAUCAUCAUCAUCAUCAUCAUCAUCAUCAUCAUCAUCAUCAUCAUCAUCAUCAUCAUCAUCAUCAUCAUCAUCAUCAUCAUCAUCAUCAUCAUCAUCAUCAUCAUCAUCAUCAUCAUCAUCAUCAUCAUCAUCAUCAUCAUCAUCAUCAUCAUCAUCAUCAUCAUCAUCAUCAUCAUCAUCAUCAUCAUCAUCAUCAUCAUCAUCAUCAUCAUCAUCAUCAUCAUCAUCAUCAUCAUCAUCAUCAUCAUCAUCAUCAUCAUCAUCAUCAUCAUCAUCAUCAUCAUCAUCAUCAUCAUCAUCAUCAUCAUCAUCAUCAUCAUCAUCAUCAUCAUCAUCAUCAUCAUCAUCAUCAUCAUCAUCAUCAUCAUCAUCAUCAUCAUCAUCAUCAUCAUCAUCAUCAUCAUCAUCAUCAUCAUCAUCAUCAUCAUCAUCAUCAUCAUCAUCAUCAUCAUCAUCAUCAUCAUCAUCAUCAUCAUCAUCAUCAUCAUCAUCAUCAUCAUCAUCAUCAUCAUCAUCAUCAUCAUCAUCAUCAUCAUCAUCAUCAUCAUCAUCAUCAUCAUCAUCAUCAUCAUCAUCAUCAUCAUCAUCAUCAUCAUCAUCAUCAUCAUCAUCAUCAUCAUCAUCAUCAUCAUCAUCAUCAUCAUCAUCAUCAUCAUCAUCAUCAUCAUCAUCAUCAUCAUCAUCAUCAUCAUCAUCAUCAUCAUCAUCAUCAUCAUCAUCAUCAUCAUCAUCAUCAUCAUCAUCAUCAUCAUCAUCAUCAUCAUCAUCAUCAUCAUCAUCAUCAUCAUCAUCAUCAUCAUCAUCAUCAUCAACAUCACAAACAUCAACACACACGACAUAAACAAGUAUGGCAUUGGGAACAGUUGGACACCACACUCAAUUAUGUCCCCACAUUUUAUUUGAACAACAAAUAUCAUUCAGAUAGUUAUCUGCUUCGAUCGCAUCAACAGGAAUAUCCAGUACCACCGAAUACACCACACAAAUGCACUACAAAACCAUCAAAAUACCAAUUCACCGAAAAUAAAUACAAUUCAUCUACUACGUUCACAUUGCACAGGUCACAAGUAUAUCAUCACAUAUCAUCUCCAGUACCAAUCAUCCAACCAGUUACAACUUCAUUUCGUGUUAGCCGUACUCGAAGUAGGAAUUCAUCAAACUGCACAAUGUCAUCUGGUAGAGUUUCCAAGUAUUUGCAUGCUGAACAUAUACGGAGUAAAAGUGAAGGGAAACACAUUGACCACAUAC
Molecule: messenger RNA, 2276 nt
Organism: Schistosoma bovis
Lineage: Eukaryota; Metazoa; Platyhelminthes; Trematoda; Strigeidida; Schistosomatidae
Source: the annotation of a GenBank genome assembly